AUGAACCUGGUUGCCCAAGUUUAAAUAAAAUCUUGGUAAACUCUAUCCACGUUUUCCUUGGGCACUACGAAGGCUUACUGAUUGGAAUAUCUGUUUUAUUAUUCUGAUAUUAGGUCGAGUCGUGGACCAACGUCUCCAAGCCAACGCAACCCACAAUCCAGACUGUAUUUUAUAUCUGUUUCUGCAGCACAGUCAACAAAGAAAAAUAAAAAAAGAACCCUACAAGUAUGUGACAUUGAACUAUAAGGGAAAUGCAUAACAUAAAGCAAACCAGUGUUCGGUUUUCACAUGGCAAGUUUAAGGACCCAUAUCUGUUCCUUGCUUUGCUAUACAACCUUUCUCAGCUUAAUCAGCUGCUACAAUCUGCCAGAAAACCAUGUUGCUUUGUUCAUCUUUGGUGACUCACUUUUUGAUGCUGGAAACAACAACUAUAUCAACACCACUGUUAAUUAUCAGGCAAACUUUUGGCCAUAUGGAGAAACCUUCUUUAAGUACCCCACUGGACGAUUUUCUGAUGGGCGUCUUAUUCCAGAUUUCAUUGCGGAGUAUGCAGGGUUACCUUUAAUCCCACCAUACUUACAACCUGGUAACAAUAAAUUUAUGGAUGGGGUGAACUUUGCUUCUGCAGGAGCUGGUGCUCUGGUUGAAACUCAUCAAGGAUUUGUUAUAGACCUAAAUACUCAAGUAAGUUAUUUCAAGAAUAUUGAGAAAUUGUUGCGACAAGAAUUAGGUGAUGCAGAAGCCAAGAGAUUGCUGGGUAGAGCCCUAUAUAUAAUUAGCAUAGGAAGCAACGAUUACUUUGUCUCUAUUGUUCAAAACUCAAGCAUGCUUCAAUCCUACUCCAAAGAAGAAUAUGUUGCAAUGGUGAUUGGCAACAUUACUGCUUCAAUCAAAGAAAUAUAUAAGAAAGGAGGAAGGAAAUUUGGGUUUCUGAGCUUGGGGCCAUUGGGAUGUAUACCAGGCAUGAAACUGCUUGUGGCAAGAAACACUAGUUCUUGCCUCGAAAAAGUAACAACACUAGCACAUCUGCACAAUAAAGCACUUUCCAUAGCCCUCCAGAAGCUGGAGAACCAAUUAGAAGGAUUCAAAUUCGCAAAUCAUAAUUUCUAUACUUCUUCAAGUGAAAGAAUAAACAACCCUUCAAAAUAUGGUUUCAAGGUGGGGAAUAUGGCAUGCUGUGGCAGUGGUCCAUACAGAGGACAAUCAAGCUGUGGGGGGAAGAGGCAGAUAAAAGAGUAUCAAUUAUGUGAAAAGGCUAGUGAAUAUAUGUUCUUUGACUCUGGUCACCCCACUGAAAGGGCCAACCGGCAAUUUGCAGAGCUGUUGUGGCAUGGAACCCCCAAAAUGACAUGGCCUUACAAUCUCAAAGCACUAUUUAAUUUUCUUUAAUAAUAAUACAUAGCAAUAUUUUUCCAAGACCAGUUGGCUAAAUCCUUGCUCAAGGGUAUGCUUUGUUUGGCUUGGUGUGCCUACAUCUAUCUGAGUUGGACAUAGAAAGGAAUAUCAGGCUUCAUGGUGGUAAGUCAAAGAUCAAUUUCAAAACUCUUGAACUGCAUUGCGGAAUUGAAGGGGCUUAAUCACAUUGCAGAUGAUGACAUUAAUAAGGUUCUUCUCACCAACUGGGAGCUUAGUGGAAAUCUGUUUGAAUUUUGUUGUUUGUAGCUCUGUUUAUACUUCCUUCACUGCUUUGUAGUUUAGUUCCGUUCUCCUGGCAGGCUUCCCCUGCUUCAUUUGAAUAAAUGAAAUUCCAA
Durio zibethinus is the source of this 1751-nucleotide messenger RNA. RefSeq names its product GDSL esterase/lipase 1-like. The record is from RefSeq and is a predicted model, not a curated record. Gene Ontology annotation, biological process: lipid metabolic process. Gene Ontology annotation, molecular function: lipase activity. NCBI's taxonomy places the organism in Eukaryota, Viridiplantae, Streptophyta, Magnoliopsida, Malvales, Malvaceae.